This is a messenger RNA of Arachis ipaensis, 1224 nucleotides long. The record is from RefSeq and is a predicted model, not a curated record. NCBI's taxonomy places the organism in Eukaryota, Viridiplantae, Streptophyta, Magnoliopsida, Fabales, Fabaceae.
GAUGUGAUUGGGGUUGAGUAAAGGGGGACACAUUAUCCAGUGACAUAACAAGGGGGCGGGGGAGUUAGUUAGUAAUGGUUAUGGCUUCAAUAUUGUCGAUAUCUUCUUCUGUUUGCCUUUCCCUAUCCGCAGCAAAGAAGUCUGAAGUUCAGGAGCCGUCUUCUUGUUCCAUAGAUGUAGAGCGAAGAAAGAUGCUUGUGUCGUCCGUUGCCAUAAUUGCAGGUAGCUGCUUCUCCUUGUGCAAGAAUUCAAUCGCGGUUGCAGCUGAAUAUGCUGAUAUGCCAGCACUUAGAGGGAAGGAUUAUGGCAAGACCAAAAUGCGCUAUCCGGACUACACUGAAACUGAAUCCGGACUCCAGUUUAAGAAUGCAGGACUUGCGACCAGGAUAUGGCCCCAAACCCAACAAGGGUGACACGGUUGUGGUGGACUGGGAUGGGUACACCAUAGGUUAUUAUGGACGCAUAUUUGAAGCCCGCAACAAAACUAAGGGAGGUUCCUUUGAGGGUGAUGAGAAGGACUUCUUCAAAUUCAGAAUAGGAUAUCAAGAGGUCAUACCGGCUUUUGAAGAGGCUGUUUCAGGCAUGGCUCUGGGAGGCAUCAGAAGGAUAAUUGUACCCCCGGAGCUUGGAUACCCUGAUAAUGAUUUCAACAAGAGUGGGCCAAGACCAACAACAUUCUCGGUAAUACUCACUUCACUUGAUCAAUCUCCAUCUCUCUCAACUCUCAUCAUGAUGCAAUUGCAGGGCCAACGAGCCUUGGAUUUUGUGCUAAGAAACCAAGGCCUCAUAGACAAGACUCUCUUGUUUGACAUUGAGCUCCUCAAGAUUAUACCUACCUGAUUUCUCUGUUUCUUCUGCAUUCAGACUACAGCAUUGGGAUUUAGUGCGGCAUUCAACUAAACUUGGAAAGGAUCGUGCGGGUGGAUAUACUACUAUUUAUUCUUUUAAUUUGAGUUAUUGCAAAUAGAGUUACACUUACCCUGCCCAUCAUCAUAUCUUGAUUUUCUUCCCUAGCUACUUUACUCUCAAAAGCCGCAAUCAUCUCCGUGUUUUUUUUUUCUUGAAUCGGAUUGGGCCACUUAGAAACCAUCUGGAUUGGAGUCCAAGAUGUGCUAUGAAUGUUAUUGACGAAGCCUGCCACUUCGGUUGACUUGUAAACGAACUUUGAUUAAUGGUAUUAUGGUCGAAAAGCCUGUCAAGGGCCCAACUAUAGUAUGUUCCUUC